Molecule: messenger RNA, 1078 nt
Organism: Mandrillus leucophaeus (drill)
Lineage: Eukaryota; Metazoa; Chordata; Mammalia; Primates; Cercopithecidae
Gene: UBE2J2
Product: ubiquitin-conjugating enzyme E2, J2
Exons: 6
Coding region: 347-1078 (243 amino acids)
Source: RefSeq, a predicted model, not a curated record
GAUCCUGGUUUGUCAGUGGAUCCCGGGAGUCUGUGUCGGGGGAGGGCUGCCGUUGAGCCCGCCGCCGCCUCGCCCUGAACUGUUAGACCCCACGCUGCCCCGAGAGGCACGAGAGAAACGAGCGUGCCCGGGACGGUGCUCGGGGCCAGCGUUUCCGGGAAGCCCGGGCGGUGACAGUGGGAGACCGGAGUCUGGCUCCACCGCCGGCCGGCGGGAGUAAGACACGAGCCCGGAACAAGUCCCUGAGCUGCGCCGGGCCUCGCCGUCCACACCUGCCAAUUCCCUGCACCUCUCAGCCCCUGGCCAGGUGUCAGCCCCUGGCCUCCUUUUCAACGCCUGCCACUUAAUGAGCAGCACCAGCAAUAAGAGGGCUCCAACCACAGCAACCCAGAGGCUGAAGCAGGACUACCUUCGCAUUAAGAAAGACCCAGUGCCCUACAUCUGUGCCGAGCCCCUCCCUUCGAAUAUUCUGGAGUGGCACUAUGUCGUCCGAGGCCCAGAGAUGACCCCUUACGAAGGUGGCUAUUAUCACGGAAAACUAAUUUUUCCCAGAGAAUUUCCUUUCAAACCUCCUAGUAUUUAUAUGAUAACUCCCAAUGGAAGAUUUAAGUGCAACACCAGGCUGUGUCUUUCUAUCACGGAUUUCCACCCGGACACGUGGAACCCAGCCUGGUCUGUCUCCACCAUCCUGACCGGGCUCCUGAGCUUCAUGGUGGAGAAGGGCCCCACCCUGGGCAGUAUAGAGACGUCGGACUUCACGAAAAGACAACUGGCAGCGCAGAGUUUAGCGUUUAAUUUGAAAGAUAAAGUCUUUUGUGAAUUAUUUCCUGAAGUUGUGGAGGUAAGAAAGAGAAAGUCGGAAAUGGGUUUCGCCUUCCCCUGUGUUAAAACACUUCAGUUUCACCUCUUUCCAAAGAGUAAAAUCUGGGUCCUGAAGCUGCAGACCUCCUCAGGGUAUGGCUCCUCUCCCCCAGGAGCCCCGAGGCGGGGGAGGCAGAAGGCCUGGGCCCUGGGGGGUGGCCUGCGGACAGCUGUGCUGGUGGGCGGGGAGCUGGGCCUUUUCCACUCGUGGGCCUGA